Molecule: messenger RNA, 1170 nt
Organism: Cryptococcus wingfieldii CBS 7118
Lineage: Eukaryota; Fungi; Basidiomycota; Tremellomycetes; Tremellales; Cryptococcaceae
Product: mitochondrial distribution and morphology protein 12
Exons: 1
Coding region: 1-1170 (389 amino acids)
Biological process (GO): mitochondrion organization; phospholipid transport
Cellular component (GO): ERMES complex
Molecular function (GO): lipid binding
Source: RefSeq, a predicted model, not a curated record
AUGUCUCUGGACAUCAACUGGGACCUCCUCAGUCCCACAGACCACCUCCAAGACUCCCUCAUCACCCUCCUCAACGCCCACCUCGCAAACGCUGCACGCCCCUCCUUCAUCGGCCCCGUCACCGUCACUGCAUUCGACUUUGGCACCGCCGCUCCAGAUCUCGAGAUUAGAGAUAUCCGCGAUGUCUGGCGGGUGUUUGACCAGGGGGAUGAAGAGGGAGACCUUAUAGAGGAGGAGAAGCAGAAAGAAAAGGAGAGGAAGGAGAGAGAGAGGCUGAAGAGUGAAGCUCUCAAAAGUUCGCUGGACGGGGAAAAGUACGAGAUGGUCGACUACUACAGUCCAACCUCGGAGGGAGGAGAGUCUUACGACGAGCAAUUCGAGUACGACCUCGAACAGCAGCUCGAAGCUGAAGAACGAGCUCGACAGCGAGGCCGCCGGCCCAACUCGUACGCUCCCACAAGCUACCCCGACCGCCCCGCCGUCCACCGCUCCAUGUCUGCCCGUUCCUUCAUACCCUACCCAUUCGACCACCCCGUCCCCACCCCAUACCUCCCCUCCACCCCAGGGCUCAACCCCUCACUCUUCUCACACCCACUGUCUGUGCGGCGUAACCCCCUGUCUGCCUCGCAGAGCGUCGCCCCCAUACCUUCUCGCCGGCGGCUGCCCAUCGCCCCUUCAUCCACCCCUCCCUCCCCGCCUGCCCACCCCGCAGGUCUCCCACCAUCCAAACCAGCCUCCUCCGUCCCCUCUCUGCAACUCCACCUCCACCUCUCCCACACAUCCGACCUCCACCUCACCCUCCUCACUUCUCUACAAGUCAACUACCCGUCCCAGCUGUUUAUGGCAUUGCCCCUGAAGAUAUCUAUCACCGGGUUCCAUAUCGAUGCUGGUGUGGUGUUGGCGUUUAAUGGGGAGAAGAAUAGGGUGCAUCUGACUGUUGUCGAUGGGGAGAGCGGGCAGGGGCCGAUGGACGGUAUGGGUGGGGAAGACAAGAAUCUGUCUAUAGGCCAGAGACUACUGCCCAAUCUGCAGAUAGAGUCAGAGAUAGGACAUGCGGAUGCCCAUGUGCUGAGGAAUGUGGGCAAGGUGGAGAGGUUCAUUUUGGAUGUGGUGAGAAAGACGAUGGUGGAUGAGUUGGUGUUUCCCAACUUUCAUACAGUGGCGUUGUAG